Messenger RNA from Bolinopsis microptera, 3242 nucleotides. RefSeq names its product phosphopentomutase-like. The record is from RefSeq and is a predicted model, not a curated record. Gene Ontology annotation, biological process: carbohydrate metabolic process; purine ribonucleoside salvage. Gene Ontology annotation, cellular component: nucleus. Gene Ontology annotation, molecular function: phosphopentomutase activity; magnesium ion binding. Lineage: Eukaryota; Metazoa; Ctenophora; Tentaculata; Lobata; Bolinopsidae. The transcript is spliced from 3 exons. Bases 324 to 2147 code for a protein of 607 amino acids.
UAAGGUUUGUGAUUUGGUUGUGUCGUGCAUUGUAAACAGGGUGUUUCAAAAAGAAUUCCCAGUUUUAAAAUGUUGUGCUUUGGUUGUGUACAUUAGGAGUAAGAUUUUUUAAGAUAAAUAAUUAAAAAGAAUUGGAUUUGGAGUUUAAAACUUAUCUUACUUAAAAAAUGCAAAGAUUUGAACCGGGUGUCAUUAUCGUAAUUCAAUAAUUUCAAUUAAAAUAUUACAAUAUCAUCUUACCCUUUUAUGAACUGUAAUACUUACAUACCAACACACCUUUAAAAUCUUAUCUACCUAACAAUUCUAAUUUAUCUAGGGAUAGUAUGCAAGAUCUCAUCGUCAAGGAUAUUGACAUUAAAACAGGCUCCAGUAAACUGGAUGAGGAGAUACAAAGCUGGCUAAAUAUAGACAAGAAUGAGAGUACCUGUGCAGCCCUCUUGGGCAUGGUCAAAGAGAGAAAACACACAGAGCUUGAAGCUUUGUUAACGAAAAGAAUGGCAUUCGGAACUGCUGGACUGAGAGCUAGGAUGGGACCCGGAUAUUCCUGUAUGAAUGAUGUGACAGUGAUCCAAACAUCUCAGGGGUUUGCUAAAUAUCUGCUGGAAGUGCAGGAGUCUCUUGUCAGAGAGAAUGGUGUUGCUAUAGGGUUUGAUGCUCGACACAACUCGUCAAGGUUUGCUAAGUUGGCUGCCGUUGCUAUGGUCCGUCUCGGAAUUCCCGUCCACCUCUUCUCUGACAUCACUCCCACCCCAUUCCUAGCUUAUGCAGUUCGUAGAUACAAAACAGCAGCUGGAAUAAUGGUCACAGCAUCUCACAACCCCAAGGAAGACAAUGGUUACAAAGUUUUCUGGUCGAACGGAGCCCAGAUCAUUCCACCCCACGAUAGAAACAUUGCACAUCAUAUCUUAGAGAACCUUGAGAUUCAACCUGACGCUUGGAAUGUUGAUAUGUUGGGCACAUCUAAACUUAGGAGUGACCCCUACGAUGACAUCUACAGUAACUACUACAAAGAUGUUGAAAGCUAUGCGGUUGAUGACAAAAACACUCUCAAGUCCUCCAAAUUAAAGUUUACUUACACCCCCAUGCAUGGUGUUGGACAGAAGUUCAUGGAGAAAUCAUUUGAAGUUUUCGGGUUAAAUCCAUUCGUGUCAGUCCUGGAACAAUGCAAACCCGAUCCGAACUUCCCCACGGUAGCAUUCCCAAACCCUGAAGAGGGUAAAAGUGCUCUAGAUCUAGCAAUGAAAGCAGCUGAUGCUAAUAAUUCCAGUGUUAUCAUAGCUAAUGAUCCCGAUGCUGAUAGAUUGGCUUGUGCGGAACGAUCACCGUCCGGCUCCUGGUAUGUUUUCAAUGGCAAUGAGUUAGGUGCAAUAAUGGGUACAAUUGCAUACGAGAACUUUAAAUCCACUCACCCUAAUUUUCCUAAUGAGAAACUUUACAUGGUUGCCAGUACCGUUUCUUCCAAAUUCCUAAGGUCCAUGAGUCAAAAGGAAGGAUUCCUGUUUGAAGAUUGCCUAACAGGGUUCAAGUGGAUGGCAAACUACGCUCUCCGCAAAAUGGAGGAGGGCUACACGUGCCUGUUCGGGUACGAAGAAAGUAUUGGGUACAUGUACGGGACUAAUGUCAUGGAUAAAGAUGGUAUCUCAGCAGGCUCAGUACUUGCUGCCUACACUUCCAAACUCUACGACAGCGGCAGUUCUCUGUCUCAGUUCCUCCAGUCUCUCUACACUAAAUACGGAUACCACAUCUCCAAUGAUUCUUACUAUCUCUGUUUUGACCCUCCAACUAUAGUGACCAUGUUCGAAGCUCUGAGAGACAAGGGGUAUCCGACCCACUGUGGUAAGUACAAGAUAGUAGGUAUCAGAGACGUUACAACUGGUUAUGAUAGCAGUUUCGAGGACAAGAAGUCCAUCCUACCCACGGAUCCCAGUGGGCAGAUGCUGACCUUUACCUUUGACAACGGCUGUGUGGGGACUCUACGUGCAUCUGGAACGGAGCCAAAGAUAAAGUAUUACACUGAGAUUAUAAGUCCUUCUGGUUCGGAGCAGAGUAAGAAGGUACUGGCUGAGCAACUGCUUGAUCUUAAGAACACUUUGAUAGAGACAUUCCUGCAGCCUGGCAAAUACGGCUUAACUCCCAAACCUGGAUAGAGGACAAGAUAUCUUUUAGUAUUUUAAAAAGCUUGUUAAUAGCCGCGCUAGUUAUUGGCUUUGUAAGCUACUAAAAUAAUGAUUUGAUUGAUUAUGGACCUUAAAUUAAGAGAUGAUUUUAUCAGAGUACAUUCAAUUUCAAGUGGAACGGGUUCAGGUAGAAACUGGCAUAUUUUUUUUGUGAACAAUCCAACAUCUACAACGAACUAGCAUUUUUGUUUGUAAUUAUCUAUAAUUAAUUCCUUAAAUCUUAAUCAUUAUUUCCUCUUAGAUGCAUUGUUAUUUCAUACCUAAUAUUAUGUCUUGUGAAUGACGAAUUCCUAAAAUUAAAUCGAUUUUUGAAUGUAACGCUGUAAAUAAAGCAAACUAGGUGCAUUGAGAUUAUCUCAAUGAUUAAGAACUAAAAUUUGAUUUUUCCUUGAUUGAUGCUAGACUUAAUUUGCUUUUUGCUUCUGUUCAAUGUAACCUACCAACCAUUUUGUUUUCUUCUGAUGCUUUGGUUGUCCUCCACAAAUUCCGGGUUCCGCUUUAAGUAGAGAUUUUUAUGGAUUUUAUCUUUGGGAAUGAUAUGACACGUGUAUUGUGUAACACGUGUCAAAGAUGUCAAACAAAAUUUGUUUGAUAUUUGAAAUAGGAUGGUAGCUUGACCGAAAAGUGUUGUUGACAGAAAUUCAUUCGUAAUGAAUGGUGAUAAUUGUUAGAUCUGGUAUUUGAUAUUGAAAGUAGCUAAUAGUAACGAUAGACUUUAAUUAUUUGGGUUCAGUUAUUUAUGAAAAUUUAUUUAGAAAUCAUUGUUUGAAAAUGUUCCAGGACUGUAUAAUCAGUCCAGUGAGCUGCUAGAACAGCUGCUAUCAUAAUUAGCAAAUUUACAGAAUCUCCUAUGUAGAUUAUUAUAUUUAUAAAAUAGAACAUUUGUAUGAUCGUAUAGAUAACAUGUGUAGUAACGUAUGGUGACUAAUGUCUAAUAGGUAAUAGCUAGGAGUAGUAUCAAUAAAAUUAAGUUUAGAAUUGAUUCGCAUCCUCUGAUUUUGCUUCACUGAUUUUGUACAUCAUGAUUACAGAUAUAAUAAACAUUAUAUUUUUGCGGUUGUAAAA